AUGCCCGGCCCGGUGUCGCUCUGGGCCGUGCUGGGGCUGCUGCUGGUGUCUCUGCUGCCCGGGCUCCUCCGAGACCGGCCCAGCCCCGACCUCCGGGCACGCCCAGGUACCAGCGAGGGCUGUGCAGGGCAGCCGGGACUGCGCGCCUCGGAAGCCCGGCGGCGGCCGCCGCCCAAGGAGCAGCGCGAGCGCGCCCGAGCCGGGGCUCUGCCUUUGGGGGCGCUGUACACGGCGGCGGUCGUGGCUUUUGUGCUGUACAAGUGUCUGCAGGGGAAGGAUGAGGCCGCAGCUCCCCAGGAGGCAGACACGGGACCAUUACAGUCAGAGCAACAGCUGGCCCAGUUGACACAACAGCUGGCCCAGGCGGAACAGCACCUCAACAGCCUCAUGGCCCAGCUGGACCCCCUUUUUGAGUGUCUGAACACAAAGGUGCAGACCAUCCACCAGCUGCUCCGAGAGAACAAGCCGGGUGAGGCUGUGGAGGAGCCGGAGCCAGCUGGGGGCUGGAGGCGCGGGCCUGGCGCAGAGGCCGGGGUGCGCUUCCCUGAGGACGCGGGUGCGGAGGCCGGAAGCCCGAACGCAGAGACGUGGAGCCCAGCUGCUGCGUGGGAAGCGGAGCAGGGCCUCAGAAGGCGGAGCGGCAGGGCUGUGGCCGAGGGGAAGCAGAGGCAGCUGCAGGUUCAGGGCAGGCGCGGCUGUUGUCGGGGCCCGGAGCUGCUGCGUGCUGCCCGCCCCAGCCGCUUGGCCACACGCCCACUCGAGGUGCCUAGGGCCCAGUGGGCCUCAGAGCAAAGCUUCCCUUAUUAG
Molecule: messenger RNA, 807 nt
Organism: Orycteropus afer afer
Lineage: Eukaryota; Metazoa; Chordata; Mammalia; Tubulidentata; Orycteropodidae
Source: RefSeq, a predicted model, not a curated record